GAAGGGAUAUCUUGCGAGAUGAGCUAGUCAAGGCAAUGAAACAAGUUGAUAGCCACACCGUAUCUGCUGCUCAAGCCAAGUCUUUGAUGUCUGAGCAACAGUUCGAGGAGUUCUACCAGGGUUUCAUGGAUUAUCUUGGCGAAGACAAAGGCGAUUUCCCUGAGGACCCUUGGGUCGUGGAUGAUGAUGUUUGGUCUCGAGUGAUGAAGGAGUGGCUUGGAAUGAGUGAUCCCUCCAAGCUCGCACCGGUGCCGAAACGCCAAGAAGGAGGUCUUCCAUCGUUCAAGAAGUUUGGCCUUGAUGAAGAAAGUGAUGACGAUGACCUCGGGCUUGCCAAAGAUGGGGACGAGGAAGAGGCAGAAAAUGAAAUGUACGAGAGGAAGCUUGAUGUUGACAAUGAGCAGACCGAGCAAGUGGAUGAAAAGAGGAAGAGUCGAAUGGACUUCUUUCAGGAAUUGGAGUACGCAUGGUUGCCAUACCUGGAGGAAUACUACGAAACGCUGACUCCAGAGAUGCGGAGUUUGGAUUGGCGCCAAGAGGACCUUUGGCGAUUGCACCCUCAACAACGGCGUGAAUGCUAUCGGCAAUGGCUACUGGAGGCGCAUGAAGAAGCCAGAGGAAUUCUGCCAGAGCUGGCACAUUUGCUGGAGAGGAAUGCCGAAAGCAGGGCAGCUCUGGAUCGCGAUCGCAAGCUGGCAGUUCUCCGCGAGAUGCAGGUUGUUGGAAUGACGACAACCGCUGUCUCCAAAUAUCAGCUCCUCCUCAAGGAGCUGCGACCAGAAAUCGUGAUUGUGGAAGAAGCCGCAGAAGUAUUGGAAGCACACAUUCUCACAGCGCUUCAUCCGCGUACCCAACACGUUGUUCUCAUUGGAGACCACCAACAGCUGCGCCCGUCGACUGCGGUCUACCGUCUCUCAAAGCAGUUCCAUUUGGAUGUCUCUCUCUUCGAGAGGUUGAUCCACAAUGGAGCAAGCCAUGUCACGUUGCUUCAACAGAGGCGGAUGCAUCCAAAGAUUUCCAGAUUGAUCAAGCCGCGUCGGGCUGAAUUCUGCCUUGCGCUCCUUGCCGUGCUGUCUCGGCCAAGUCCAGUCACGUCAAUGUCAUUUCAUUUUUUGCCACAAGGUACUAUCCCCAGCUCCGUGACC
Messenger RNA from Durusdinium trenchii, 1145 nucleotides. NCBI's taxonomy places the organism in Eukaryota, Dinophyceae, Suessiales, Symbiodiniaceae. The record is from the annotation of a GenBank genome assembly.